Molecule: messenger RNA, 2591 nt
Organism: Sipha flava (yellow sugarcane aphid)
Lineage: Eukaryota; Metazoa; Arthropoda; Insecta; Hemiptera; Aphididae
Product: transmembrane protease serine 9-like
Exons: 16
Coding region: 334-2559 (741 amino acids)
Biological process (GO): proteolysis
Molecular function (GO): serine-type endopeptidase activity
Source: RefSeq, a predicted model, not a curated record
AUUAAAUUACCACAUUUGAUUAGUAUCUUUUAUCACGUUUAACCGUAUAUACUUGUUCGUUACACAUUGCUUAUUCAUUUCUUAGUCUUGUUUGUUUUAACUAAAGAACAUGCUUUAUAGUUGUUGGCAGUAAGAUUUAAAAACAUACGUUGUAGUCUGAAUAGAAGUCACCAACAUAAAUUGACAGCUGUUACCACAAACGGCUCUUGUAUUUUUCAAUAAAUGUAAGUUGGCGUUAUUUUCUUUGGAUCAGAAAUAAAAUACGCAGGAUCACGAUUUCAAGGUGUAAAGUAGAAAUAGACUAGGCGUACAUUGAGAUUUUCUUAAUUUGUCAUGGAAAAAGGAUCAUUCAUAUUUUGUUGGUUAUUUGUGAUCCAGUUCGUAUCGUCCCAAACAAAUAAUGAAUGUUUCACACCAAACGAUUUAAAUGGUGUUUGCAUAAACAUAAAGAGAUGUCCAUCUCUUCUUAUGCUUUUGGAGAACCAACGGAAAAAUAGUACAAUUGCUGCUUUUCUCCGUAAUUCAAUGUGUGGUUAUGAAGGUAGAGAUCCUAAAGUGUGUUGCGCUUUAGAUAGUGAAACUAAUAACAAUCCUUCACAAAAUAUUCCACCACCGACAACAACUGUACGACCUAACACAUCAUUUGGAUCUGAUAAUGUUGAGACGGUUAAAUCAUCAAAAUUGCCAUCACAAAGCACCUGUGGAAAGUCUAAUUCUAGCCACAUUCGAAUUGUUGGAGGAAUUCCAGCCGAUUUAGGUGCUUGGCCCUGGAUGGCAGCUCUUGGGUACCAAAAUCUUAACAGACCAGGCCGUGAUUAUCAAUGGUUAUGCGGCGGUGCCUUAAUAUCUGACAGAUACGCGUUAACAGCUGCUCACUGUACAGUCGGAAUCGGGAAUCGAAAGUUGGUCGUUGUACAUUUAGGUGAUUUGGAUUUGAAUCCUGACGUGCAAGAUUCAGCUUCACCAAUUGAUGUGCCUAUUUCACGUAUCAUAACACAUGAACGAUACAAUGCACGAGAAUAUACCAAUGAUAUAGCACUAUUAAAAUUAGAAAGUACUGUUAGAUUUAAUGAACUUAUUCAACCUAUCUGCUUGCCGAUACUACAAAAACAUAGAUCUAAUCAAUUAGUUUCUUUGGUGCCAUUUGUUGCUGGCUGGGGUUCUACAUCAUUUAGAGGACCAUCUUCUAGUGCAUUGAUGGAAGUUCAAGUACCAGUGAUGAGCAACGCGGAUUGUAAGCAACAAUUUGCCAACAAAAAAACUGUAAUUGAUGAGAGAGUAUUAUGUGCUGGUUAUUUAACUGGCGGAAAAGACGCAUGUCAGGGAGAUUCUGGUGGUCCAUUAAUGUGGCCUAAUGGAAAUCAGUAUUAUUUAGUGGGUAUAGUUUCUUUUGGAUUUAAAUGUGCUGAGCCAGGUUUCCCUGGUGUAUACACUAGGGUCACACAUUUUGUUGACUGGAUUGCAAAUAAUAUGAACAACAGUGAUGUUAGUCAAAAAUGUUACACGCCAGAUGAAUUAAUUGGUGAAUGUAUUAACAUAAAGAGAUGUCCAUCACUUCUAAUGCUUUUUGAAAAUCCGAAGAAAAAUAGUUCAGUUGCAGAGUUUCUUCAUAAUUCAAAGUGUGGUUAUGAAGGUCGUGAUCCUAAAUUGUGUUGCGCAUUAGUAAAUGAUCCUUCUGGUUCUUCAAAUCAGACUACCUCACCGCAAACAUCAACCGAAAAAAUUAACUUUUCAAUAAAAUUGCCAUCUUUAAGCACUUGUGGUAGGUCUAAUUCUACCCACACUAGAAUCGUCGGUGGAUCACCAGCUGAUUUAGGUGUUUGGCCCUGGAUGGCAGCUCUUGGGUAUCAAGAUCGUCGGAUUAGGAAAAAUGGUGAUUAUAAAUGGUUAUGUGGCGGUUCUUUAAUAUCUGACAGUUACGUAUUAACAGCGGCUCACUGUCUAACCAGGGACCAAUAUCGUAGAUUGGUUGUUGUACGUUUAGGUGAUUUGAAUUUAAAUCCUAGUGUUCAAGAUUCAGCUUCACCAAUAGAUAUGCCUGUUUCGUUUUCUAUAGUACAUAGAGGAUACAAUUCAUUAAACUACACCAAUGAUAUAGGAAUAUUAAAAUUGGUACAUCCAGUUACAUUUAAUGAAUUCAUUCAACCUAUCUGUUUGCCAAUUUUAAGAAAACAUAAAAUCAACCAGUUAACUAAUAUGGUGGUAUUUGUAGCUGGCUGGGGUACCACAUCAUUUAAAGGAUCAACUUCUAAUGCAUUAAUUGAAAUUCAAUUACCUGUGUGGGACAACGUUGAUUGUAAGCAAACGUUUACUAACGAAAAAAAUGUAGUAAUUGAUGACAGAGUAAUAUGUGCUGGGGUAAAGACAGGUGGAAAAGAUGCAUGCCAGCAAGAUUCUGGAGGCCCAUUAAUGUGGCCUGAUGAAAAUCAAUAUUAUUUAAUGGGUGUAGUAUCUUACGGAUAUAAAUGUGGUAAAGCAAAUCACCCCGGUGUAUACACUAGGGUCACACAUUUUGUUGACUGGAUUGUAGAUAAAAUUGAUAACAGUUUAGAUGUGUAAAUUGGUAUUAAGUAAGGUUUGAGUUUAAAUUA